CCGACGUUGCAUUCGUCGUUCCGCAAACGGCGAGACGUAGGUCGUGUACGAGUUCGCAGAAUUCGAAAGUCCUUCCACGUAAUUGCGAUUGACUUGUUUUCAAUAGCCGAAGUGUUGAUUCGAGCUCAAAUAAAAAAGUUAUUUCGACAGUCAUUUCGUUAUCCCCAACUAGAUGUUAUUGUAUCAAAACUAAGGCACCUUAAAACUUAUUCAUCCAGUUACGCUUCGUCGUGAUAUUUUAACGCCGAAAUGGCGUAGUGCAACGUAUUUCUCGAAAGAAUACGAGAAAACUAUACCAUGCGCUUCAUAUAGCGCCAGAUGCUCGACCGAUACGGAUUCUUGUUAUUUGAAUCUGAGUGGACAUAUCAAUGUGUUAACUAAAAUGUAGAAUAUAUGAACGUAACGGUGUUUAAAAGGAUGGCUCCUCGACGGCGUAAGACUUGGUCAAAAGUGCGGAUAAAUAUAUUUGUCAAAUAAUUGGAAAAUACAUGAGGAGGAAGAAGAGUGCGCGAGCGCGAAUCAAAGAAGUUUUAGAGUUCAAAGGAUUUUGACUGUUGAUUCUUGUGUGCUCGGCUGAUUGCGUGGAAGAUUUAAAGUUAUAAGGAAGUUCGAUCACUUCUUCUCGAGAAUAGAUCGGUACCGAUGACAGCUGCGAGCAAUUCGCAACUGUGCCGUGGAGGAGUAUUGGGAUUUUCGCAAUCAUUACCCCGAGGAUCCUUGUUUCUAAUAACUGAACGCUGACAGGAGGGACGAACAGACGGUAGUGUUACAGCGGCUACAGUGUUUGUGAAUACUCGAUGGAUGAAUUCCAUCCAUUUAUCGAAGCUCUUCUACCAUUCGUGAAGUCCUUCUCGUAUACAUGGUUCAACUUACAAGCUGCCAAAAGGCGAUACUAUAAGAAACAUGAAAAGCGAAUGAGUUUAGAAGAAGAACGUCAGUGUAAGGAGGAACUUCAGAACGAGAAGCUGGAAGUGAAACAGAAAUGGGCCUCGCGGCUUCUAGGAAAAUUACGAAAGGAUAUCACGCAAGAAUAUCGAGAAGACUUUGUAUUAAGUAUUACGGGAAAAAGGCCAGCGAUGUGCGUUUUAAGUAAUCCUGAUCAAAAGGGUAAAAUGCGUCGAAUCGAUUGUCUUCGUCAAGCGGACAAGGUAUGGAGGUUGGACCUAGUUAUGGUGAUUCUUUUCAAGGCAAUUCCAUUGGAAUCGACGGACGGGGAACGGCUUGAAAAAACUGCUGAAUGCGCGCAGCCGGGACUUUGCGUCAAUCCUUAUCAUAUUAACGUUUCUGUCCGGGAACUAGAUCUCUAUCUCGCCAAUUUUAUCACGAGUCACGAAGUACUGAAUGGCAUCUGCAACGCUAGUAAGGAGGAUGACAGACGUCGAAAAGGAUAUCAUGAACUAUAUAAUGGUGUCGUCUGCAAUGAUACGAUCCUUGCAACAGGUGUCUUCAGCUCCAAAGAGCUCUGGAUGCUUUCAAAAGCGUCCAUACUGCAUGACCUCAGCGACAUGCAGCCUCAAAUAAACGCGAUCAAAAUAGAGCACCCACCAUACUACUGCAGCAGCUACACCCCACCAUCCGCAGCCACGACUGCGGAUCACGUUCAGCCGGCGGCUAGCUUCAGUCCACCGCCGGUUCAUCAACUAAUAAGGAACGAUAAGACUGAGAAGCCGCCAACUGUAACGGUUUCGAGUGCACCGACAUUUUCAUCGGUCCUCAGGCCGGAAGACGGACACCGUGGAAUAGAAUCCCCGCAUUCGCAAACCGGUAUGUAUUUGCCAGUUUUCGUCGGUUUUCGGACUUACAAAUUGUCCCUCUCUCUCUCGACAACCUUGCGAAUCACUCGAAUUUAG
This is a messenger RNA of Trachymyrmex cornetzi, 1850 nucleotides long. It is a transcript of the gene NfI, whose product is annotated as Nuclear factor I. The transcript is spliced from 9 exons. Gene Ontology annotation, biological process: regulation of transcription by RNA polymerase II. NCBI's taxonomy places the organism in Eukaryota, Metazoa, Arthropoda, Insecta, Hymenoptera, Formicidae. Gene Ontology annotation, molecular function: DNA-binding transcription factor activity, RNA polymerase II-specific; RNA polymerase II cis-regulatory region sequence-specific DNA binding. Gene Ontology annotation, cellular component: nucleus. The coding region runs from base 798 to 1850 and encodes 350 amino acids. The record is from RefSeq and is a predicted model, not a curated record.